AUGUCGGAUACAACUAUUGAAACCCAUCAAACGGUACCAGAAGAAACAAAUGAAACUGAGCAAACAUCAUCAAUAAAUGGGGAAAAAACUUCUACAAGUGAACCAAUGGAUCAACAUCAAACAGAUUCAAUAUUAAAUAAGGUAAAUAAUGAUAUAUCAUCCAAUGAAACAUCAACAAAAGAUGAUUCAACAAUAAGUAAACAAAAAACAGAUUUAUCAACAUUACCAACACGUGCUUAUCUUGAUCAAACUGUUGUACCUAUACUUUUACAAGGUAUGUCACAAUUAGCUCGUGAUCGUCCAGCUAAACCAAUUGAAACUUUAGCUUUAUAUUUACAACAAAAUAAAGAAAAAUAUGGUGAAUAA
Messenger RNA from Rotaria sordida, 366 nucleotides. Lineage: Eukaryota; Metazoa; Rotifera; Eurotatoria; Philodinida; Philodinidae. The record is from the annotation of a GenBank genome assembly.